Messenger RNA from Musca domestica (house fly), 1008 nucleotides. Its product is annotated as protein OPI10 homolog. Gene Ontology annotation, cellular component: cytosol; nucleus. The record is from RefSeq and is a predicted model, not a curated record. Gene Ontology annotation, molecular function: nuclear import signal receptor activity; Hsp70 protein binding. NCBI's taxonomy places the organism in Eukaryota, Metazoa, Arthropoda, Insecta, Diptera, Muscidae. The transcript is spliced from 3 exons. Bases 141 to 728 code for a protein of 195 amino acids. Gene Ontology annotation, biological process: protein import into nucleus.
ACACAUUGCCGGCAGAGGUCAAACAAAACGUCAAAAUUAUUUUGUUCUAGAACAAACGUAAACAAGAGUUCCCUUAAACUGUUGCAACAGUAUUUUUCUAUAAUUAUUUUAAUUUUUGUAAUAUAACCUCUAUUUGGAUCAUGUUUGGCUUAAUUAUCUCUGGAAGACUGCCUCAAACAGACUUCACACCGGUGGAUGAAAACAAACUGCUGAUUAAUGUACCAGACAUAGAUCAUGUUAACUAUAUUGUGGUGUUCCUAACCGGUGUCCAACCCCUGCCCGAUGGCAUGUCGGCGGCUGUGUAUUUCUCUUGGCCAGAUGCCUCAGCGGCACCAACAUGGCAAUAUUUAGGACACAUCUCGAACAGUAAACCCUCGGCUAUAUUUAAAAUCUCACAAUUGAAAAAGUCGCAUGAGCUAGAGGCUCAGGAGAAUGCUAUGCAAUUCGGUGCUCAAGAAAUUUCGCAUACUGCACAAAUUGGUAUAUCUGUGGAACCAGAAAUGACCAUAACACAACUAACACCGGCAGUGUCGAAUGCCAAUGCUAACUUGCAAUUCAGUCAGAAAAUGUUGGAGAAUUUCUUCAACUAUGCCUCCAGUUUCAGUGUAACACCUCAUGAACUACCACCGAUGAGCAAUCAACCAAUGGUGCCAUUAUCAACGUUACAAAACUGGUAUACAAAUUUCCAAAGGCGCAUGGAACAAAAUCCCAACUUUUGGAAAUAUUAAAAACCUGCCUCACACACUGCUUAAUUUUGCAUCUGUUGGAAAUGCUAAUGUUUUCAUAACACCGGUGGCAGCACCGGUCCAUAUGGUCAUCGUAAAGUUACUUUUUUUAAUUUCAUUUAGCAUACUUGUAAUAAGUUAAGACAUUUUAUUAUUAUUUUUUGUAUGUUUUACUCGAUGUGAGAGUAUGGUUUGUUAGUUUAAAUAACCGAAUACAACUCAAGAGUUUUUUAUAAAAAAAAUUAAAUGAAGAAAAAAAUACACAAAAGAAAAGACAAAUAUA